Molecule: messenger RNA, 1231 nt
Organism: Vollenhovia emeryi
Lineage: Eukaryota; Metazoa; Arthropoda; Insecta; Hymenoptera; Formicidae
Product: stromelysin-2-like
Exons: 3
Biological process (GO): proteolysis
Cellular component (GO): extracellular matrix
Molecular function (GO): metalloendopeptidase activity; zinc ion binding
Source: RefSeq, a predicted model, not a curated record
AUGAAACCAAUGUUCGCACGCAUCAUAGUUACCUGUACAGUAGCUACGAUGCUUAUAUGUGUGUAUAUUGUCGCUGAGUGUAAAGUCAUCAACGAAAACAAUGAAGUGGCGAUACAGUAUCUGCAGAAAUACGGUUUUUUGAACGAAAAGAUGGAUACGUUUGCCACUAGUGAAGAUCAGUUGGUUCUUCGACACGCUAUCAACCUCUUUCAAGAAUACUACAGAUUACCUGGUACUGGUAAAGUGGACAACGCAACUCUAAGCCUGAUGAGUAAACCGCGAUGCGGUCUACGUGACAUAUUGAAUUUCGGAGAGAGCAAAGUUAUACCUAAGUGGUCGAAACGACACUUAACGUGGAAUUUUCACUUGACCAACAGAGCGCUCUUGGAUACAACUCAGGCAGCGUUCGAUUUGUGGCAGAAACAUUCGUCGCUAACAUUUGAACGUGCUGUUGAAAACCCAAAUAUUCUGAUAUCGUUGCGCGACGGCCAUCAUAUGUUCCUCGAUCGUCGAAACGGUGAAUUGUGCUCGAGCGUUUUGGACGGUCCCGGCGGCACGUUGGCUCACGCGUUCUAUCCCAAUGGAGCGUCGAAUUUCACGUCGGAGGUUCACGUCGACAGGAUGGAACAGUGGCAUAUAUAUCUAGAUAUGGGGCUAGAUCAUAGUCACGACACUACGUCGAUAAUGUAUUCAUUCAUACCUGACAGUACUUUUCCUGUCACACUAAACACCGAGGGCAUUAUAAACAUACAAAAUCUAUACGGCGCUACGGAUACCGACGUGUUACCGAAAACGACUCCCAGACCGCCACCACCACCACCACCGCAGCCAACACCGAGCGUUCCACCGGAUCUGUGCGCCUUGAAACGUGUUGAUAUGAUAUUACUGUUGGAACAACGAAUAAUCUAUAAACUGAACUACCCAGACUUCACGCUAGUACCAACUUGGCCGAGAACUCUCAAAGACUUUGGAAUUCCUAUGGAUGCGAAAAUAGACGCUGCCGUGAACACUAACAAAGGAAAGUCUUACGUAAUAUACAAUAGAUAUAUCGUCGGUGAGAUAGACGACUGCUCCGAUAGCAUUAGCAGGUUUCACACCAUUGAGUCGACUUUUCCUGGCAUACCAAACGGAGUGACGUCAGUCUUCAGAUACCUCGACGGUAAUCUGUAUUUCACAACUCGACGACAAUUUUACAAAUUCAACGAGUUUACGAAAACUGUACUAACGGCAG